AUGGCCAUGUUUCUUCUCUACGCACCCAUAUUAGCAUCAUUCCUCUGCUCCCUAUACCUGUUCCAUCGCAGAAAACAUUGCACACACCCCCUUUUGAAAGAUUACUUCAUCCUCGGCAUGCUUCCACCGGUGAUCUUCAACCUGUGGAGGAUCCAUGAUUUCAUCACCGAGGUUCUGAAGCUUCGUGGCGGCACUGGGGAGUUCAAAGGGCCAUGGUUCACCAAAAUGAACUAUUUGAUCACUUGCGACUCGCUCAACGUGCAGCACAUGCUGUGCAAGCGAUUCGACAACUACAUCAAGGGACCCGAGUUUCGUGAGAUUUUCGAACCCUUCGGAGAUGGCGUUGUCACUGCGGAUUCAGAUACAUGGAAGUACUUCAGAACCGUUCUCCAUUCCUUGAUCAAACAGAGAAGGUUCGAGGUGUUUGUUGAUCAAACCGUUCAGAAGAAGGUGUACACAACCCUGAUCCCGAUACUGGAUCAUGCACAACAAGAAAAAAGAGUGGUGGAUCUUCAAGACAUCUUCAACCGGUUCACAUUCGACAACAUAUGCUCCACAAUCGUAGGACACGAUCCUAAGUGUCUUUCGUUCGACUUUCCCGAGGUUGCAAUCGAAAAGGCUUUCAACGAGUCUGAAGAAUCGAUAUUCUACAGACACGUGGUGCCGGGGAGUGUUUGGAAGUUCCAAAAAUGGCUCCAGAUUGGUCAGGAGAAGAAGAUGACAGAAGCAUGCAGAACGUUUGAUGAGUUCAUAUAUUCAUGCAUAGCGUCCAAGCGAGAAGAGUUAAGCAAGUGCACAGAAGAAGAAACGAAUGAAGCUCCAUUUGAUCUUCUAACAGCUUUGAUCACAGAAGAGAGAGGACGUGUUCAUGAUGACAAGUUUCUGAGAGAUGCUGCGUUUAACUUCUUUGUGGCGGGGAGAGAAACCAUGACUUCAGCUCUUACAUGGUUCUUUUGGCUUGUUUCCAAACACCCUUUGGUGGAAGCCAAGAUUCUUGAAGAGAUCAGAGAUCAUUUUAAGAGAAAUGAAAAGAAAAACUAUGACACGGUCCAUUAUGUUGUUCGUCAAAACCAUGACCAAGAAAAUUAUCUGAAGCAAUAUCUAUCGGGGGAAGUUUUAGGCAUGGAGGAAGUGAAAAAGCUGGUUUAUCUGCAUGGUGCGUUGUGUGAAGCUCUGAGACUUUUCCCUCCGGUUCCUAUUGAACGGAAGCAAGCAGUGAAAGCUGAUGUUCUUCCAAGUGGGCAUGGAGUGAAUGCGGAUACAAUGAUAAUGUUUUCUCUGUAUGCAAUGGGAAGGAGUGAAGAGAUAUGGGGAAAAGAUUGUUUGGAGUUCAAACCUGAGAGGUGGAUAUCUGAGAGAGGAGAAAUUGCUUAUGCACCAGCUUACAAAUUCAUUGCUUUCAAUGCAGGACCAAGAAUCUGUUUGGGAAAAGACCUGGCCUUUGUUCAGAUGAAAAUGGUAGCUGCUGCUAUUUUGAACAAGUACUGUUUCAAAGUGGUGGAGGGUCAUGUUGCAACUCCAACACAUUCGAUUGUUCUUCUCAUGAAGAACGGUUUGGAGGCUAGGAUAACGAAAAGAGAAUAG
Vigna unguiculata (cowpea) is the source of this 1584-nucleotide messenger RNA. Its product is annotated as alkane hydroxylase MAH1 pseudogene. NCBI's taxonomy places the organism in Eukaryota, Viridiplantae, Streptophyta, Magnoliopsida, Fabales, Fabaceae. The record is from RefSeq and is a predicted model, not a curated record.